Saccostrea cuccullata (small rock oyster) is the source of this 633-nucleotide messenger RNA. RefSeq lists its product as uncharacterized. The transcript has a single exon. NCBI's taxonomy places the organism in Eukaryota, Metazoa, Mollusca, Bivalvia, Ostreida, Ostreidae. The record is from RefSeq and is a predicted model, not a curated record. Bases 1 to 633 code for a protein of 210 amino acids.
AUGACUCCGACAACAAACUGGGGAGACAUACAUAUUGUUCCUCCUGAUUUUAAUAGUGAUGGAACACUAUUGACCGACCAGCCAUCGGCUGAACCUACGGUCGUUAGCGUAGGUCGUUGGAGUACGCAAUUAAUACAAGUUCUUCCCAGAGUACCGUUUGUAUUUUCUUUAAGAGCGAAUGAAUCAGCCCACAUCACCGGUCGUGUGUUCGUUACCAGCUCUGUGAAAGGAAGUAAGAACAAUCCAAAUUCCAGUUCUCCAUAUAUGGUUACAAUUCCAGAUAUCAUUCAGUCAAAGAGUCAGUAUAUAAUCCAAAUUCCUGAAGGCUACUUAACCAACUACGUCACGAUUAUGAUCAUAAAAGAAAACAUAAAAGAUGAUCUUCGUCUGAAUGGACAAGCUAUAGAGGAAGGAAAGAUUCGGUUCGAAAGUGUGUUGCCGAUAAAUUUCUUCAUGAGCUACACCAUCCUGACCUUAGAAGUCUCUACUGGUAUGCUGAACAUAACGACCACUUCAGGAUCAAAUUUUAGUCUGCUUGUCUUUGGCUAUCGGUAUCUCGAUUCCUACGGGUUUGCAGGCAACGUUCCUUCACGUUACAAUUGUUCCAGCAAUAGUUUUUAUGGUUGUAAAUAA